UGCAGUGAACAGUUAUUUAUAACCAAGUCGAACUGUCACAUUUGGGGUCAAUACGGUACUUUUAUAUUGGUCGGUAUAUAAAGGCUUUGUUUUGGCAAUCUUCGGUAGAGUUUUUACGACAGGUGGUCGACUUUUUUACGAGUGCUUAAUUUUUUUUUGUAGUCGUUAUCUCACUUUAGAAAGAUAUCGAGAUGAAUUUUGUGUACAUAUCCCUCAUCUUCCUCUCAAGUCUUCACCUCAUAGCUGCGUACCCUAAAGGCAAGAUCCACCUCGCACUGGAGCAGGCAAUGAUGAAGAAGCUGCACAAACCCUGGCGCACCAUCGACAUACCCCCAGAGUACCCCAGGAAAGGGGAGUUUGCGUGCAAGGGAGGUCUGUGUAAGACUAAAACCCCCUGCAAGGACUGUCAGGGGCCAGUACCUUUGGACGUCAAUUGGCAAUAUUACAAUUCACAUUCAAACAAUAAAAACAAUAAACGCUGAUGAAACAAU
Maniola jurtina (meadow brown) is the source of this 491-nucleotide messenger RNA. RefSeq lists its product as uncharacterized. Bases 192 to 482 code for a protein of 96 amino acids. The record is from RefSeq and is a predicted model, not a curated record. The transcript is spliced from 2 exons. Lineage: Eukaryota; Metazoa; Arthropoda; Insecta; Lepidoptera; Nymphalidae.